AUGCCAUCCCUCAAAAAUAUCCUCCACAAGCGCGACUCAGUCUCUAAAGACAAAUCACCCAUACCAACCACCUCCGAGCCCAUUCCAACGUCUCCACCACCUCCCGAAAUCACAUUCCUCCGCUCCGAUACAUUCGGCCACGAGGUAAUCACCCCGCCAGUAUACCCGGACCACGACGAUCAUCUUGGAGACCAAACCACCUUGAAAGCCGACGACACUCCCACAACACCAACAACCUCCUCCCCACGACGCAGCUUCCAACUAUUCCGCCGCUCCUCCUCCGCCCGCUCCCUCUCAAACCCCUCCUCACCAGCCUCUGCCUCGGGCUCCCAACCACGCCGAGAACGCCGCCUGUCAAAUCUACUCCACCGCGACCACCGAAACAACUCACGCGAUUCGUCCGUAAACAUCCCCGAAGAUCUACCCCAGAUCGAAGACCAGCAAGGAGACGAACGCGAACAAGAAGCGCAAUGGGAGAAACGGGCCACCGUGCUAGUGCAGAAGAAUCCGCAUUUCGGUCCCACAUCCCCGAUUCAUUCUCAGCACGAUUUGAGUCUGAGACCUGGUAUGCCCAGGUCAAGGAGCGGUAGUUCUGUAGGCGACCAGCAGGAUGAUGUAUGUUCUUCCCCCAUUCUGGCGAUUACGGUUGCGAUUGCGAUUGUUGUUGAGGCUGUGGAGAGCGUGGAGAAGAUGGGCCGUGCUAGUGCCAGACCUAAGCUAAUGCGAAUGCCAAUUCCGCAGAUCAAUAUCCAAGAAGCGAUUCGAUUACACGAAGCGGGUGUUCUCUACGGCCUGGCCCUGCGACACGGAUGGGGCUGCAUCAAAGACGAAGCACUGGCAGUAACGUAUCUUUCCGCCGCAGCCUCUAACUCCGCCGAUAUCGAAUCUGAGGCUCUGCGCGCGGGCAUGAAGAAAGGAGGUGCUGCGAAGGGCGAGUUAGUGCUUGCCAUAUUCGAGUUGGCGAAUUGUUUCCGGAAUGGUUGGGGCGUGGAGAAGGAUCCUGCUGCUGCGAGACAGUAUUAUGAGACCGCUGCUAAUUUGGGAGACCUUGAUGCGAUGGAUCAAGUGGCUUGGUGUUAUCUUGAGGGGUUUGGGGGGAAGAAAGAUAAGUUCAAAGCUGCCAAGUAUCUCCGACUAUCUGAGAAAAAUGGGGGACCUACUGUUGGUAAUUCGUGGAUCUGGAAGGAAAAGUAUGAUCCGAAAUGA
This is a messenger RNA of Penicillium manginii, 1206 nucleotides long. Its product is annotated as tetratricopeptide repeat protein. The transcript is spliced from 5 exons. Lineage: Eukaryota; Fungi; Ascomycota; Eurotiomycetes; Eurotiales; Aspergillaceae. Gene Ontology annotation, molecular function: protein binding. The record is from RefSeq and is a predicted model, not a curated record. The coding region runs from base 1 to 1206 and encodes 401 amino acids.